AAAUGUUUAAGCAAUUAUUAAUGCAAUUAUAAAAAUGUUUUGUUUGAUAGCGUUGUUCAUGAUCGGUGUUUGCAAUGUUGUUGUGUUUGGCCUACAAAUCGGUGAUUAUCCGGACAUUACUAAUACUACUGACUGUGGUAUCGGUCGUGAGUCGCAUCUGAUGGACGACCGGUGCUUUAAAUUUCAUUCAAGUCGUGAUUUUAUGACCUCUUCCUCAUCCUCUAUAGUGUACGGAAGGGACGCAAAGAGGGCUGAAUUGCCAUAUAUUGUAUACAUUGAGGAGUGGAAAGACAACAAACACACUUCUGAAUGUACGGGAACUGUACUCAAUCAGCACUGGAUACUGACUGUUGCCCACUGUUUUGAUAACUGUAACAACUGUUCAUAUAAAAUAUAUGCGGGACUUAUAGAUGUUAGAUAUCCGGGCAUUGAUUAUGGUAUCAAUAGAGUCAUUAAACACGAAAACAAUUCAGCUGUCAAUGACUUAGCACUGAUUAAUGUGAAAAUACCGAUGAAUUUUAGUACAAACAAUGGUCACUAUUAUCGGCAGAUAAACGGUAUUUGUUUGCCGACUAUCGAUCACAACAACACUGACUAUGAGUACGCCGUAAUCGCAGGUUUUGGUUGGACUGAAGGAAUUUUUUUCAAAUCUCAGUUACAAAUGGGUUGGAUUCGCAUCAAUCCUAUGGACACCCAAAACAAUGAUCCAAACCUGAUAUAUGCCGUCACAUAUCCGAAACAGUCUAACGGUUCCCUAAUUUGUUAUGGUGAUACCGGUGGUCCACUGAUACAGUAUGUUAGGGGUAGGGCUGUCCUAAUAGGUGUUGCUGUUGAUUGGUGGAGUCAAUUGGGAAUAUUAUGCGAAGAUUACGAACCGAUGCGCAUGUAUUUCAUAAGAGUUGCCACAAAAAUCAAUUGGAUUAUCGAUAAAAUCAGAAAAAAUACAAUUUAA
Oppia nitens is the source of this 952-nucleotide messenger RNA. Its product is annotated as U21-ctenitoxin-Pn1a-like. The transcript has 4 exons. Gene Ontology annotation, biological process: proteolysis. The coding region runs from base 35 to 952 and encodes 305 amino acids. Lineage: Eukaryota; Metazoa; Arthropoda; Arachnida; Sarcoptiformes; Oppiidae. The record is from RefSeq and is a predicted model, not a curated record. Gene Ontology annotation, molecular function: serine-type endopeptidase activity.